Molecule: messenger RNA, 777 nt
Organism: Eutrema salsugineum
Lineage: Eukaryota; Viridiplantae; Streptophyta; Magnoliopsida; Brassicales; Brassicaceae
Exons: 6
Coding region: 1-777 (258 amino acids)
Source: RefSeq, a predicted model, not a curated record
AUGCCUCGCUAUUGUACCCUUGAGUAUCUUUCUCCCACAAAAUCUGACUCCAGAAUCCUUAUAAAAGUCAUACGAGUUUGUGAACAAUUCAACUACCGUAAUCAUCGCCAGGAAUUGCAUCUUAUCCUCGGUGACGAAAAUGAUUACAAAAUAGAGGCAUCGAUAGAUCAGGAUCUUAUUUCUUCCCUCGGUCCAAAGUUUAAAGAAGGAGAAUGGAAUUAUGUCAAAUUCUUCAACGUUGUCAACGCGUUCGGAUCUUUCAGAAAUACUAUAAACUACCACUUCAUCAACAUGAACGCCGAUACUGUUGUAGACAAGACCUUUCAAAUCAAUCCUAAGCAUAUGAUGGAUUUUAUGCCAUUUGAUGCCAUUAUUCGAGGGAAUUUUCCUACUAAGUACUCUAUCGAUUUGAUCGGCGUAAUCAUCUAUGUUGAUGAUGAUCUAAGUACUGACAUUGAUGACCCAUACGAGAUGAUUUUUGGACCUUCUCACAAAUUGGACAUUCAAAUAAGGGACAUGAAUUAUAAUGAUAUGGAUAUCGAACUCAUUGGGAAGACUGCUCUGGAUUUCUGGAAGAAGUGGGAAGACAUAGGUACUUAUGAAACAGUCUUGACUUUGCGCAUGUUUCGUCUGACCUAUGAUUCCGAAGGGAGAUAUCGUAUAAGGAAUGCUGGAGACCAUUCUGAAAUACUUUUCAAUCCUCACAUAAAAGAGGUUUCUGAUUUUCUUGACUGGCUUCCUUUUACCGAUAUCCAUGGAGAUCCGAGCUGGCCAUAA